ACCGUGCGUCCGGUAAUCCCAAAACGUGGAGAGAAAGAUUUUGAGCCCGCUCCAGGAGGGGGUUCAGGUCUUCAGGUUCAUGUACUGGACAGAGCGCGCGCUGCGAUGUUCGACGCCCUCAAAGCUGAUCGUGCUAUAUCUAGUAAAUCCGCCAGCUAUGGCAUCUGGUGCCCGCAAAUAUCUCGUGUGCACGUCACGGUCGCCAGAGGUAUUCACUUUUCUGUCAUGGGCCAUUCAGCAGCACGGCCUGCGCCCACAGAAAAUGGCUCGACAAAACUCCAGAAGAGACUAGAGUUACUGCCCGAAGAGGCGCUUUAUCUGAUUGAAAGGGGUGCUCUGUUCUGCUGGAAGGACAUUCAAGUGGAUUUGACUGGCUUGGGUGACGUUGAGGGUGCUCCCAUGUCUGUUCAACAAGCUUUUGCAGAAAUAAUUGGAAAGGAAGACCUGACGCUCGAAAAAUAUCAGGUCUUUGCAUACUUAAGGCGUUUGGGGUAUGUUGUCACCCGCACAGAUCCACCCAGCCCUAGCUAUCCAGUACCGCCACCCCGCCUAACAAGUGACGGAGCUCUGUCAUUUUUUCGAAGAUUGUCGUCAAUUUUCUCGCCGUGUGCCACAAGACUUUUGAGAUUUUGGAGAGGGACGUUGAAUUGGUGGAGACCACUCAGGAUAAGUCGGUGGAUACAUCACGAUAAAUCAUAUGGAAAGAUCUUUAAGUCUCUGCGAGUCAUACCUGCAGGUCACUCCAUCGCGCCUCAUUCCAGUCGUGCGACUCCUGUCGUACCCUCGUCCCCAUACAAGAUAUUCUACAACAUGUACAAGCCCUCGACCAACUUCCGGAAAACUUCUCCGCCACAACCUGAUUUCCAAAUCGUUGUCAUCAACGCGCGAACCGCUUUUGUGCCCUCUCUGUACGAAUUGACGGAGCUAUUCGAUGUUCUUCCAGAAACUCCCCCGCCUCUCCCACGAAGGCGUGGUGCACCUCCGACAGUUCAACCACCCCCAGCAGCAGUCAUGUCGCCCGUCCACCCACCGAAAUUCAGACGUAUUUUCUCGUGGCUGUUGCCAUCACCAGCACCGCCCAUAGCAUCUCAACUACGACCGCAUCCAUUUGCAGCAUUGAAGGCUGGCAAAAAGAACAUAGUCAUCGCGGCUGUGGACACGGGCAACAUUAGUUUCUUCCGAUUUAGUCAAGGCGCUUUUGAAGAGUGGCCAACUCUCUAG
Suillus clintonianus is the source of this 1221-nucleotide messenger RNA. Its product is annotated as tRNA-splicing endonuclease subunit sen54 N-term-domain-containing protein. Lineage: Eukaryota; Fungi; Basidiomycota; Agaricomycetes; Boletales; Suillaceae. The annotation marks the transcript as partial. The transcript has 5 exons. Gene Ontology annotation, cellular component: tRNA-intron endonuclease complex. The record is from RefSeq and is a predicted model, not a curated record. Gene Ontology annotation, biological process: tRNA-type intron splice site recognition and cleavage.